AUGGUUGGAGCUAAGGUUCUAUUCCUUUUCAGUAUCCUUUCUCUUUGUUUUGCAGAAAUUAAGCUUGUCUCUAUAGAAGCAGUUGAUAUGUGCUCUCCAUGUGUAAUUUUUGCGGACUCCUCUCUACAGCAGCUUUAUAACUAUGUAAUGGAUAACACUAUUCCUGGGUCAUGUAGCCAACUCUGUGGCAUUUUUGGGCAAAAUUUAACAGCACAAGUAUGCAACUAUUUAUGUAAUGCUGUAGGAAUUGCUUCUUUUGUCAAAAUUGUGAAGGACUGCCAGUUAGACCCAAUUUACUUCUGUGAGCUUCUUGAUGUCUGUCCAGUUGUAGCUGGCGGGUCUGCAAAUAUUACAAAUACUUAUGUUGUCCCUUCUUCUGCUACACAAUAUUCAACAUUUAAUGUUCAAGUACUUUUUCAAAUUUUGAAAGAAACAGGGACUGGGCAAGUGUCUUUAAUAUUAACAGCACCUAAUAAAAGUGUUUCGAAGCAAAGCUAUUUAAAUGAAGGGUUUAAGCCUGGGACUUAUUCUGCUAAGUUUCAGGUUGUAACUGAUGGGAUGUAUCCUGCAGGAGUUUACAAUGGAGUUUUAGAAGUAUGCACAGGAAUUUGUGGGGCAACUCUGCCGAACUCAGCUAUUUUAUCGACAGGCAAUAUUAAGUUUACAGUAACGCCAAAACCUUAA
Molecule: messenger RNA, 684 nt
Organism: Blepharisma stoltei
Lineage: Eukaryota; Ciliophora; Heterotrichea; Heterotrichida; Blepharismidae
Source: the annotation of a GenBank genome assembly